GCUCUGGCACGCCUAUGGGCCGACCCAAAGAAUGGUGAUGGGUUUAUACAUCGUGCAAGACCCGAGUACGAGAACGAAGAGCGCGUCUACGGGGCAGCAGAGACUGGGACCCUUUGGGAAGAGGCGCAGGUAAUACUCUUGAUUUUGGAAAACAUGCGCAUAGCUCCAGUGAAGAUGGCCGUUUUGCGGACCUUUGUAAAGUGCACCCCACUUCCCCCCAUGCAGCACCCCACUUCCCCACAUGCUCCUACCCCACUUCCCCACAUGCCAUCACUCCACUUCCCCACAUGCAACACCCCACUUCCCCACAUGCUCCUACCCCACUUCCCCACAUGCUGCACCCCACUUCCCCACAUGCUCCUACCCCACUUCCCCACAUGCAGCACCCCACUUCCCCCCAUGCAGCACCCCACUUCCCGACAUGCUCCUACCCCACUACCCCACAUGCCAUCACCCCACUUCCCCCCAUGCAGCACCCCACUUCCCGACAUGCUCCUACCCCACUUCCCCACAUGCCAUCACCCCACUUCCCCACAUGCAGCACCCCACUUCCCCCCAUGCAGCACCCCACUUCCCGACAUGCUCCUACCCCACUACCCCACAUGCCAUCACCCCACUUCCCCACAUGCUCCUACCCCACUUCCCCACAUGCUGCACCCCACUUCCCGACAUGCUCCUACCCCACUUCCCCACAUGCAGCACCCCACUUCCCCCCAUGCAGCACCCCACUUCCCGACAUGCUCCUACCCCACUACCCCACAUGCCAUCACCCCACUUCCCCCCAUGCAGCACCCCACUUCCCGACAUGCUCCUACCCCACUUCCCCACAUGCCAUCACCCCACUUCCCCACAUGCAGCACCCCACUUCCCCCCAUGCAGCACCCCACUUCCCCACAUGCUCCUACCCCACUUCCCCACAUGCCAUCACCCCACUUCCCCCCAUGCAGCACCCCACUUCCCGACAUGCUCCUACCCCACUUCCCCACAUGCCAUCACCCCACUUCCCCACAUGCAGCACCCCACUUCCCCCCAUGCAGCACCCCACUUCCCGACAUGCUCCUACCCCACUUCCCCACAUGCAGCACCCCACUUCCCCCCAUGCAGCACCCCACUUCCCAACAUGCUCCUACCCCACUACCCCACAUGCCAUCACCCCACAUCCCCACAUGGCAAUUGCAUGGAUUUUUUCGCAACUGCGCUCAACCGGGCUGGGUGGAAUGUGGACGAAAUACAUGUAUGUCUGGACCCUACGUGUUUCCGCACCCAUCCACGCAGUAG
Closterium sp. Naga37s-1 is the source of this 1278-nucleotide messenger RNA. The record is from the annotation of a GenBank genome assembly. Lineage: Eukaryota; Viridiplantae; Streptophyta; Zygnematophyceae; Desmidiales; Closteriaceae.